CCCGGGCGCGCACGGCGUUCGGGGCCGGGACGUCACCUCCCUGAAAGUUGGAGGAGUCUCCUGGGGGCCUGGCGGCUUUCCGGGGCGGGACCCCGAGGCCCGGGUCUCCCCGAAGGGAUUGACCCCCUCCCCCCGAGUGGGGGGCGUUCGGCGCUCGCUGUUGCGGGACUUGAAGUCCCCCCACUUCUGCUUCGGGAGAAGGAGUCGCAUUUUGUGAAAAAGUCACAAAGAAGAAGUUUCUUCAAGGAUCCUAUCUAAGUGCACUUUUUGUUGAUACGUCGUUUCUAAUCUUAAAGAAAAUUUCAGCAGUAGCCCUGGGACUAGAAGCUGCAGUAACAGAAGCCGUGUAUGAUGCAUUAGGCUAUUGAAGAAAAGUAAUUUUUGAAUUAAAUAUUUGGAAUAUAAGGGAGGAAAGGUGACCGAAAAUGGGGCGGAAGAAAAUACAAAUCACACGCAUAAUGGAUGAAAGGAACCGACAGGUCACGUUUACGAAGAGGAAGUUCGGGCUGAUGAAGAAAGCCUAUGAGCUCAGCGUGCUCUGUGACUGCGAGAUCGCGCUCAUCAUCUUCAACAGCUCCAACAAGCUGUUCCAGUACGCCAGCACCGACAUGGACAAGGUGCUGCUCAAGUACACCGAGUACAACGAGCCGCACGAGAGCAGGACCAACUCGGACAUUGUCGAGGCUCUGAACAAGAAGGAGCACCGAGGGUGCGACAGCCCAGACCCCGAUACUCCCUAUGUGCUAACGCCACACACAGAAGAGAAGUAUAAAAAAAUUAAUGAGGAAUUUGAUAAUAUGAUGCGGAAUCAUAAAAUCGCACCGGGGUUGCCGCCUCAGAACUUCUCCAUGUCCGUCACGGUCCCCGUGAGCAGCCCGAACGCGCUGUCCUACACCAGCCCCGGGAGCGGCCUGGUGUCCCCGGCCUUGGCCGCCGGCUCCGCGUUGGCGGACUCGGGCAUGCUCUCCCCGCCGCAGGCCGCGCUGCACAGGACCGUGUCCCCCGGCGCCCCGCCGCGGCCGCCCAGCACUGGCAGUGCGGGUGGGAUGCUGAGCUCGUCGGACCUCACGGUGCCCAAUGGAGCCGGGAGCAGCCCUGUCGGGAAUGGCUUUGUAAACUCAAGAGCUUCUCCAAAUUUAAUUGGAACUACGGGUGCGAAUAGCUUAGGCAGAGUUAUGCCUACAAAGUCUCCCCCCCCUCCAGGUGGCGGCAAUCUUGGCAUGAACAGUCGAAAACCAGACCUUCGCGUCGUCAUCCCUCCGUCCAGCAAGAGCAUGAUGCCCCCCCUGUCGGAGGAAGAGGAGUUGGAGCUGAGCGCCCAGCGGAUCAGCAGCUCGCAGGCCUCGCAGCCCCUCGCCACCCCCGUGGUGUCCGUGACGACGCCCAGCCUGCCCCCGCAGGGGCUCGUGUACUCGGCCAUGCCCACCGCCUAUAACACAGAUUACUCGCUGACCAGCGCGGACCUGUCGGCCCUGCAGGGCUUCAACUCGCCGGGCAUGCUGUCGCUGGGCCCGGUGUCCGCCUGGCAGCAGCACCACCUGGGCCAGGCCGCCCUCAGCUCCCUGGUGUCCGGCGCGCAGCUGUCUCAGGGCUCGAGCCUCUCCAUCGCCAACCAGAACGUCAGCAUCAAGUCGGAGCCCGUCUCCCCCCCUCGGGACCGCGUGACCCCGUCGGGCUUCCAGCAGCAGCAGCCGCCGCCGCCGCCGCCGCCCGCCCAGCCCGCGCAGCCCCCCCAGCCGCGGCAGGAAGUGGGGCGCUCCCCCGUGGACAGCCUGAGCAGCUCCAGCAGCUCCUACGACGGCAGCGACCGGGAGGACCCGCGGGGGGACUUCCACUCCCCGGUGGUGCUGGGCCGGCCCCCCAACACCGAGGACCGAGAAAGCCCGUCGGUGAAGCGCAUGCGGAUGGACACGUGGGUGACCUAGGCCCGCGGCCGGCGAGUGUGACCGCAGUGCACCGCCCGCGCCGCGGGGGGUCGGACCGGAGGUAACGCUAUUUAUAUGUACAUACAGACGGGUCCGUCCGCCGCCUGUGUGUGUAUGUGUGUGUGUGUGUGUGGCCGUGCGUUGCUGACAGAACCCGCCCUUCCUGCCGACGCCUCCGCCUGCAGACGUGGUGCGGGCGCCCGGGCUCCGUGUUUCCGGAGACAGUUUCGCGGAGAAACGCGCGCCCGUCGGCAGCCCUCUCGCCGGGCCCGAGAAACGCUUCGUAGACAGAGCAGCGCAGGCACCAGAAAGCAAUACUGUACAUAGUGUCACCCUCCUCCCCGCAUGGGCUCUGCGAGGGGUGCAUGGGGGGCCGUCCAGUCAAACAAACCCCACGCCUAACCGUGUUGCACGCGCAAGUGUAUCGGGUCAGAGAAGUGAUCUUAGCCAAUAAGAGACUAGAAACGCAUGAGACCUGCCGAAAACCCUAGCCUAGAGAGAUAGAGCAUUAACGGAGUAAAGUAAUAUAUUAAGUUAUAAUUGGACUAUGUCAGAAGUUUCUUUACAGUCGUAUCUUAAAAAUUAAAGAAACGGAUUUUAGCUCAUGUAUAUUUUAUAUGAAAGAAAACACCCUUAUGAAUUGAUGACUAUAUAUAAAAUUAUAUUCACUACUUUUGAAAACAUCCUGCUAUGAAUUAUUUAUAUAAGCCAAAGCUGUAUGUUUUAAUUUUUUUUUUUUUAAAUAGCUUUAUCUUGUUUUAACUUUUUAGUUUUAUUCUAAGAGGGGAAAAUACCUUGCAAGCAGAACCUUGGGGGAAAAAAAGCCAUGAACACUUAUUAUUCUAUAUAUAAAUUAAAAGUUGAGCCAAACUUUCUGUACAUAGCAUCUUAAAUAUAUUAUCACCUUCAAUGUAAGUACCUAUGUAUUGUAUGGUCACCAGAUUAAAAGUAUAUUUUUGUGGAUUUGCCGCCAAUCUGGGGGACAAGGCGAGAUCCGUAAGUAGAGUGCUCACUGUUGAGUGCUCCCUAUUUUGUUAAAUAUACUGUACUUUGGGUUCUAAUUACUGGCCCAGUCUCUGCGGGACUGUGCGCGGGUCCUCCCCGGUGGUGAGUGUGUGCUGUUGCAUUGUAAUCCGUGUGCUGUAUGGGUUGAGCAGCAUUCUAUAUUUUAUAUGUGUACAUAAAUAGCAAAGUGGCAAAAGUGGUGUUAAGUUCAUCCUGCAUAAAUGGAAAAUUUGUAACAGAUUUUACAAGGCAUUCUUUAAAAAUAUAGAAAAUGCUGACCUGAUAGACAGAGAAAGUGGCCAUGUCAAGGUGCACCAAGGUUUCCCACGUGGAAACGGUGAGGGCCGCGCCGUGGGGGCAGGUCCUCUCUCCGGACCCCUCCAGUGGCCCGACAUGGCUGGUUACGGAGACGCCCGUCCUAGCUCCACCGGGAAACGCCCCUUCUGGGGGGAUUCGGGUGCAGAUCGGGGCUCGGCCCGUCACCCCGAGGUCAGUGCACCCUCAGCUGGGGUUUGACCACAGCCCUCCUCUCCCAGGAAUGGGGGUCCCAAGUCCCGGGCUGGUGCCAUGAACGAAAUUCCAAGUCCUGUAAUGUAUGUCCAUCUACCAACGGUUUUAAUAUGACUUUUCCCGAGAAACUCCAAUAGGGUUCACAAACGCUGCUAUUUUCUAUCUGACACUUACUGGGAGCAGCUGCCUCUGUCCCUGCAUGUCUAUCCCCCUCAAGUGCACCCAGGCCAAAAAGGGAGAGUGAGGUGCUCUCUCCUCCGUCUACACACAGGGCUCAUUCGGAAAGGACUCGCUUUUCUUGAAAACGUCCUCAUCUUUCUGACCGACUCACUCACAGGCACAUCCAUAACGCCACCCCUAACUGAGACAAGACAGCCCCUCACUACCACCCGAGCGGGGCCGUGGGAGGCGCCCGCCCCGCUCUGCAUGUCCACGGCCGCCCGCCGCACACGGGGCGGGAGCCCCCGCACAUUGACUGUCUUUCUUGUGUGCCUUACGAGACGGCUUCCCGACUGUCCGCUAGUCUUUCUUCCUAUGCAGGUUUCUGACCCGGAACCCGCUCCCCUAGAACACGGCCCCGCCAGGCUCGGAGUCUGUACGGCAGCGGUUCUCAACCUUCCUGAUCCGCGACCCUUUCAUACAGCUCCUCACGUUGUGGUCACCCCCAACCAUAAAAUUAUUUUCGUUGCUACUUCAUCACUGUCAUUUUGCUGCUGUUAUGAAUCAUCAUGUAAAUAUCUGAUAGGCAGGAUGUAUUUUCAUGGUUACAGACUGAACAUAAAGCAUAGUGAUUAAUCACAAAAAUAUGUAAUUAUCUGUGUUUUCCGAUGGUCUUAGGUGACCCCUGUGAAAGGGUCGUUCGACCCCCAAAGGGUCGCGACCCACAGGUUGAGAACCGCUGCUGUCCAGCAACCACAGCCACAAUCAUAUGACCAGGGGGCGAGGGGCUGCGCUUCCAGGAACCGAAUCUAGACUGUUACCCCUUGUCCCACACGCAGUGACGGGAGCAUGACACUCCUCACCACGAUGCCACGUACGAACACGCCUCCUGGUGGGCGCCACCCCGACUGGGCAGGACACUAGCGGGGUCGCUCAGCACCUCCAUUUCUUACCCUUUUAAACGCGUGGGUUUUGUAUGACACCAUCACCAGAAAACACACCCAUCCCGAGGAAGUAUUUUAUUACUAAAAACAAAAACAAAAAAAGCUUCGCGUGAAUUGCACUGGCCGGGACAGCUUCCAGCCCUGUCCUUCCCUCAGGACCCUCACCCAGGGAGGGCGGGGUCCCCAUCCACCGUCACAUGGCCCCACCCCGACGCCAUCUCCUGAGCCCUAAGGACGUCCACUGCGUUAGAGGCUAAAUCAGGGUUUGUUCUAAGGAACACCGAUCACCGAUCACUGUCUCCCUUCCCUAGGGCUCCCCCUCAGGCACCCACACGUUUCCGCACGAACCAUCCCGCACAAGACACACGGUGAGCAGGAAGCGGGGCUCCGGGCCCGGGAGCCAGGGAGCUGGCCGCUGUGAGAAUGUGAAAAGGGGUUUACAAAUGCAACACUUCCCUCUCUCUGUAGAAACUCCCUUCACUUUGCUGUGCGAGAAGACACUGCUUUGCUAUAUUUAAAACGGCUUUUUUACAAGAGAUUUAUGUCUUUGGUAAAUGUUUGUAGUCACCAGGUCACGCGACGCUGUACGCGGUUUGAUCAUGUGAACCGUUUGGCGGCACAAGCUGGACUUUGUUGCCAUCCUGCGAUGAAAAAUAAGUUAACCUGUUUCCCUGACGUGUUUUCUUCCUUAUUCAAUAAACAUGACAGUGACCUUUUUAUCAAA
Myotis daubentonii (Daubenton's bat) is the source of this 5267-nucleotide messenger RNA. It is a transcript of the gene MEF2A, whose product is annotated as myocyte enhancer factor 2A. Gene Ontology annotation, molecular function: DNA-binding transcription factor activity, RNA polymerase II-specific; histone deacetylase binding; RNA polymerase II cis-regulatory region sequence-specific DNA binding. The record is from RefSeq and is a predicted model, not a curated record. Gene Ontology annotation, biological process: positive regulation of transcription by RNA polymerase II; cell differentiation; heart development. NCBI's taxonomy places the organism in Eukaryota, Metazoa, Chordata, Mammalia, Chiroptera, Vespertilionidae.